This is a messenger RNA of Thermochaetoides thermophila DSM 1495, 1143 nucleotides long. RefSeq lists its product as uncharacterized. The record is from RefSeq and is a predicted model, not a curated record. Lineage: Eukaryota; Fungi; Ascomycota; Sordariomycetes; Sordariales; Chaetomiaceae. Bases 1 to 1143 code for a protein of 380 amino acids. The transcript is spliced from 3 exons. Gene Ontology annotation, molecular function: nucleic acid binding.
AUGGGUCUCGCUGCCGCUAAGAACAAGAAAAAGAUCGGCCUUGACCCUAACAACACCAAGUGGUCGCGCAACACUGAGACCUUCGGCCAAAGGAUCCUUAGAGCCCAGGGCUGGAAGCCCGGUGAGUACCUUGGCGCAAAAGAUGCGCCUCACGCCGAGUUCCACACGGCCGCCAACGCGGCUCACAUCAGGGUGGUUUUAAAGGAGGACAACCUCGGUCUCGGUGCGAAACGGAACAAUGGCGACGAGUGCACCGGCCUGGACGCCUUCCAGGACCUACUAGGCCGAUUGAAUGGCAAGAGCCAGGAGACUCUGGAGUCUGAACGGAAGGCCCGUGAGGAAGUGAAGCUCAACCUCUAUGUUAUGAAGAAGUUAGGGCCGAUGCGGUUCGUCAAGGGCGGGUGGUUAGUCGGUGACCAGGUUAAGGCUACUCUUGAGAACGAGAGCGCGCAGGAGAAUUCUGAAGAUUCGAAGGAGAAGAGCCCUUCAUCCGAGUCAGCAGCCGAUGCCUCCAGCAUAGGGAAGACCGAGCAAUCUAACGACGAAGAGGAGAAGGGCCAAAAGAAGGACAAGAAGUCCAAAAAGAGGAAGGCCGAGUCAGAGCCUGAAGAGGAGAGCGAAAGCUCCAGGGAGAAGAAGAAAAAGAAGAAGGGGAAGAGAGAACAGAAGGACAAGAAGAGGAGGUCAGAUUCUGAAGGUGUCGAGUCGGAAUCGAACGGAGUGGAUGGCUCAGAGGAUCGGAAUGGAAGCAGUACGAUUGCUUCCAGUGUGAGCAAAGAUGCCGAAACUGGCAGCUCAUCUGAGUCGAAGAAAGAUAAGAAAAAGGAGAGAAAGAACAAAAAGAAGGACAAAAAAGAAAAGAAAGGGAAGAAGGACAAGUCUGUGUCUGACUCUGGUGCUGAAUCAGGGGAAAGCAUACCCAAAGAGAAGAAAAAGACGAAAGAGAAAAGCGCCGAUGCAGUCAGCUCGUCAGCUCCUACACCGACCGAAAGCAGUGUACCUACGCCCAGCGGGAGCGGUUACUCUACUCCAGUACCAACCGGGCCAAGCCGCUACCUAGCGAGAUCAAAGUUUAUUGCUCAGAAGAAGAUGGCUUUUACGGAUAGCACAGCGCUUAAUCAGAUUUUCAUGAUCAAGUCAUAG